This is a messenger RNA of Chenopodium quinoa (quinoa), 2052 nucleotides long. Its product is annotated as 5'-adenylylsulfate reductase 1, chloroplastic-like. The transcript is spliced from 5 exons. The record is from RefSeq and is a predicted model, not a curated record. Lineage: Eukaryota; Viridiplantae; Streptophyta; Magnoliopsida; Caryophyllales; Amaranthaceae. Gene Ontology annotation, molecular function: phosphoadenylyl-sulfate reductase (thioredoxin) activity. The coding region runs from base 270 to 1661 and encodes 463 amino acids.
GACAAUCCUCAAUACCCUUCAACCAAUAACUUUCCCCCACGUAAGCAAGCUCAAAAUUUUUCUCUCUCCUCCGAAAUUACGUCCAGGUUCAAUGAACCUUGUUUUCACCCUCUUUUCUCGCCUCCCAUUUAUUUGUCCUCCCUCCCAUUCUCCAAUUCUUCAACAAACCACAAUUUCCACAAAUCAAAUUUCCAAACUUUUUUACAACCCAAACUCAAAAACCUCAAUAACAAAGAAUAUCAAUUGCAUACACAUUUUCAACAACAAAAAUGGCAUUGGCUCUUACAUCCUCUCUAUCAUCCGAGCUCAAAGCUCCAAGCAUAGGUGCAUUUCAACCGUCGGAUCGUCAAUACAAUAAUCUAACGACUACGAUUAAUUUAUCAACAAGGCGAGCUGGUUCAGCCGUGAAGCCGUUACGAGCCGCCGCCGAGUCACGGCGGAGUGACUCAGUUGCGCCACUCACUGCCACCACCUUUGCCGCUCCUAAGACUGAGGAAGGGGUAAAAGAGGAAGUGAAAUUUGUUGAAGAAGAGGAGAAUUUUGAGGAGUUGGCGAAAGAGCUUGCAAAUGCUUCUCCGCUUGAGAUUAUGGACAGGGCACUUGCUAAAUUUGGAAAUGAUAUUGCCAUUGCUUUCAGUGGUGCGGAAGAUGUUGCUUUGAUCGAGUAUGCCAAAUUAACCGGCAGACCCUUCAGAGUCUUCAGCUUGGACACUGGAAGAUUGAAUCCUGAAACCUACCGGUUUUUCGAUGAGGUUGAAAAACACUAUGGCAUCCGCAUUGAGUACAUGUUCCCUGAUUCAGUAGAAGUUCAGGGUCUAGUUAGGAACAAGGGGUUGUUCUCUUUCUACGAGGAUGGACACCAGGAGUGCUGCCGUGUAAGGAAGGUGAGGCCACUUAGGAGGGCCUUGAAGGGUCUACGAGCCUGGAUUACCGGGCAGAGGAAGGACCAGUCUCCUGGGACUCGCUCUGAAGUCCCUGUUGUUCAAGUGGACCCUGUUUUCGAGGGUUUAGAUGGUGGUGUUGGUAGCCUUGUGAAGUGGAACCCUGUUGCCAAUGUUGAGGGUGACAAUGUGUGGAACUUCCUUAGGACUAUGAAUGUGCCUGUUAACUCAUUGCACUCCCAAGGAUACGUCUCAAUCGGGUGUGAGCCAUGCACAAGGCCUGUUUUGCCUGGACAGCACGAGAGAGAAGGAAGGUGGUGGUGGGAAGAUGCCAAGGCGAAGGAGUGUGGCCUUCACAAGGGUAAUAUUAAAGAAAAUUCCGAAAAUCAGAAUGGUAGUGCUCAAUCAAAUGAAGAGGUUGCUGACAUUUUUGAGUCAGAAAACUUAGUUUUGUUGACUAGAGCUGGAAUUGAGAACUUGAUGAGAUUGGAAGACAGGAGAGACCCAUGGGUUGUCGUCCUCUAUGCACCAUGGUGCCAAUUUUGCCAGGCAAUGGAAGGUUCAUACCUAGAGCUGGCUGACAAAUUGGCUGGAAGUGGUGUCAAGGUAGGAAAGUUCAGGGCCGAUGGUGAUCAGAAGGCAUUUGCCAAGAGUGAAUUGCAGCUCGGAAGCUUCCCAACUAUCCUUCUCUUCCCAAAACACUCAUCUCAGCCCAUCAAGUACCCUUCAGAAAACCGUGAUGUGGAUUCACUCUUGGCUUUCAUCAAUGCUCUCAGAUAAUGAUCAGCGUUAAACAGCUGUUAUACAUUUCGUAGAUAUCAGAGAAGAAAGCUAAAACAUAACCGAAUGAUGGCAAACUGGAAGAUAACCCGAGAAGCUAGUUCAGUUUUACCGGAUAUGAUCCCCCUUAUGAUUCUAAGGGAGGUUCUUUUGUAGUCAAUAGUGAGCUACAUUAUGACUUGUUUAGUUACAAGUUGGAGAUGGCAUGUUUAUAUAGCUUUUAAAUCUCUGUUUCUUUUUUUCUUUUGUUUUUUGAUGGGAAAGGGUAUAAAAUUUUGGUGUUCAAAUGGUGAGGCUAUAUGUACAUUGUGAAGGGCUGUGUUAGAAUCUCAUUUGCUGUAUCAGAAAAAUUACACCAAAUAAAUCUGAGUUUUUCUGGAAAUGGUUUCAA